AUGGACAAUGCAACUUUGCUCAGAGAAUUUAUCCUUGUGGGAUUUCCACAAUUCCGUGAACUGACAAUGGUGUUUUAUUCCAUAGUUCUACUGAUGUAUCUUCUAUCACUUCUGGGGCACAGUUUAAUCAUCUUUGUUGUUAUCAUAGAACCCAAGCUCCAUACACCAAUGUACUUCUUCCUCCUCAACUUCUCCAUCGCUGAGAUCUGCUCUACAUCAGCAGAAGUCCCCAAAAUGCUGAUGAAUAUCAUCUUGGGCAAAAAUACUAUCUGUUUUCGCUGUUGCAUGGCACAGGUUACCACUAUCUUUAUAAUGGGAGGGGUUGAAUUCCUUAUGCUCACAAUCAUGUCUUUUGAUCGCUACAUGGCCAUUUGCAAACCUUUAAUCUACAAAAUGGUUAUGACCAAUCAAUUCAGCCUUCACUUAGCUUUGGUGGCUUGGACUAGUGGUGGGUUCAUCAUUGUCUUUUCUCAGGCAGUAGUAGUGUGGAUGUACCCUUAUUGUGGAGACAAUGUCAUUGACCACUUCUUUUGUGAUAUAGGACCUCUUCUGAAAUUGGCUUGUGCUGAUACAAGCGUGAUGGAACUAAUUGGUCUUAUCUAUGGUGCCACUUUCAUGUGGGGGUCCUUUUCUCUUUCCUUGAUAUCAUACAUGUAUAUUGUAGCUGCUAUCAUUCGAAUCUCGUCUGCCACCGGACGGUCCAAAGCCUUUUUCACUUGUGCCUCCCACCUCACUGUAGUAAGUAUUUUCUACUCAACAGGCAUGUUUAUGUAUUUGAGGCCUUCAACCCAUGGUGAUACCCGACUCAAUAAGGUCAUAUCUCUUGUGCGGACAAGUUUACUACCCAUGUUAAAUCCUUUUAUCUACACAAUCCGGAAUAGUGAAUUCAAAACAGCUCUAGGGAAAACCACAAGACGGAAGCUUGCUGUCUAG
Python bivittatus (Burmese python) is the source of this 933-nucleotide messenger RNA. The record is from RefSeq and is a predicted model, not a curated record. NCBI's taxonomy places the organism in Eukaryota, Metazoa, Chordata, Lepidosauria, Squamata, Pythonidae.